UCAAAGCUUCAAAUUGUAAGCAAUCAAAAAAUAGCAAAUAAAGAAUCAUGAGAGACAAAGCAACCCUUUUGAUCAUGCUUCUUAUUCUUUGUCAUGGUGUGGCCAUGACAAAGGGGUUGUGGGAGAUAAAGAAUGAAGAUAGAGAAGAUCAUGGGCCUCAAAUGCCAGAGAAAUUGUUUUUGUUGCAAAACUCAAAGCGUGUGGUGAAGACUGAUGCAGGGGAGAUGAGAGUGUUGGAGAGUUAUGGUGGUAGAGUUUCUGAGAGACGCUUGCACAUUGGCUUCAUUAAUAUGGAACCAAGUUCUCUCUUUGUUCCUCAAUAUCUUGAUUCCACUCUCAUUGUAUUUGUCCGUUCAGGGGAAGCAAAGGUGGGAUUCAUAUAUGAGGAUGAACUAGCAGAAAGGGAACUAAAGAGGGGGGAUGUGUAUCAAAUUCCAGCUGGUUCUGCAUUCUAUUUAUUGAAUAUUGGAAAGGCUCAAAAGCUUCACAUUAUCUGCAGCAUCGAUCCUUCAGAGAGUUUGGGAAUAGGUAUUUUUCAGUCUUUCUAUAUUGGAGGAGGAGCUCCAGUAUCAGUACUUUCCGGUUUCGAGCCUCAAAUCCUAGAAACUGCUUUUAACGCAUCAGAAGCAGAGUUGAUUAAAUUCUUCACAAGACAACAUGAGGGUCCAAUUGUGCACAUAGGUGAUUCACAUGUCAGUGCCUCAAGCUUAUGGAACAAGUUUCUUCAACUAAAAGAGGAUGAAAAACUAAACCACUUGAAGAAACUGGUGCAAGAUCAAGAAGAAGAUGAGGAUGAUGAAGAAAAAGAAGAAGAAAAGCCACAACCAAGUUGGUCUUGGAGGAAGCUCUUGGAAUCAGUAUUUGGGGAUGAGAUGAAAAAGAACAAAAAGGACAAAGUUUCCCAUAAAUCUCCUCACUCAUGCAACCUCUACGACAGAAAACCAGAUUUCAAAAACACUUAUGGUUGGAGCGUUGCUCUAGACGGUUCCGAUUAUUCUCCACUCAAAACUUCUGGCAUUGGCAUUUAUCACGUCAAUCUCAAACCGGGAUCAAUGAUGACACCCCAUGUAAAUCCAAGGGCAACAGAGUAUGGCAUGGUGGUAAAAGGUUCAGGUAGAAUCCAAAUAGUAUUUCCAAAUGGAAGCAAUGCAAUGGACACACAUAUAAAAGAAGGGGAUGUUUUCUUUGUACCAAGAUACUUUGCAUUUUGCCAAAUAGCAUCAAAGAAUGAACCACUAGAUUUCUUUGGGUUUACCACUUCAUCAAGGAAGAACAAGCCACAAUUUUUGGUGGGUGCUACUUCACUCAUGAAGACUAUGAUGGGACCUGAGCUUGCUGCUGCUUUUGGAGUGAGUGAGGAUACAAUGAGACACAUUCUUAAUGCACAACAUGAGGCUGUCAUACUACCUACCCCAUGGACUGAAUCUAAACAAAAUUAUGGCAACAAAUUGGAUUUGGAGAGCCUUCCUACAACAAAGGUUGUCACAAAUGAUGAUAUGAUUAUCGGCUUUUAAUUAUUUUAUUAGAUUAGGUUAUUAGACGAACAUUUAGAUUUAGAGAGUCCUUUUGAGAAUAAGAUUAAAUGUUUUAAAAAAUCGAACUGAAGUUGAUAUUUCAAUUUAUUUAGACAAUCCUUUCGAAAAUAAGGUUAAAUGUUUUAAAAGUCGAAUUGAAGUUGAUGGUUCAAUUGAUUGAACCUUGUAUCGAUUUUUAUUACAAUUUGAUUAUUUUCAUGA
Messenger RNA from Cicer arietinum (chickpea), 1736 nucleotides. Its product is annotated as vicilin-like seed storage protein At2g28490. The record is from RefSeq and is a predicted model, not a curated record. NCBI's taxonomy places the organism in Eukaryota, Viridiplantae, Streptophyta, Magnoliopsida, Fabales, Fabaceae.